Molecule: messenger RNA, 1449 nt
Organism: Antechinus flavipes (yellow-footed antechinus)
Lineage: Eukaryota; Metazoa; Chordata; Mammalia; Dasyuromorphia; Dasyuridae
Product: putative olfactory receptor 10J6
Exons: 2
Coding region: 1-1449 (482 amino acids)
Biological process (GO): G protein-coupled receptor signaling pathway
Cellular component (GO): membrane
Molecular function (GO): olfactory receptor activity; G protein-coupled receptor activity
Source: RefSeq, a predicted model, not a curated record
AUGAGGAGACAUAACCGCACAGAGGUGAGUGAGUUUUUUUUUCAAGGAUUCUCCAGUUUCCAGGAGCAUCAGAUCACACUCUUUGUGGUCUUCCUGGCCCUGUACAUUUUUACCUUGGCUGGCAAUGUUAUUAUUGUGAUAAUCAUACGAAUUGACAGUCAUUUGCAUACACCUAUGUACUUCUUUUUGAGCAUGUUAUCUACUUCUGAGACCUUGUACUCAUUGGUCAUUAUCCCACGAAUGUUGUCUAGCCUUGUAUCCAGGGAUAUGUCCAUUUCCCUGGCAGACUGUGCUACUCAAAUGUUCUUUUUUGUCACCUUUGGCAUCAAUAACUGUUUCCUGCUCACAGCAAUGGGAUAUGAUCGUUAUGUGGCCAUCUGCAACCCACUGAGGUAUACAGUCAUCAUGAACAGGAAGGUGUGUGUCUUACUGGUAUGGAUGGCAUUUAGCAUUGGUCUUAUUGUAGCAGUGACACAAGUGACCUCUGUAUUUAGGCUGCCUUUCUGUGGUGAUUUCUCAAUGCAGAAAAAGAACUACACACAGGUGACCAUGUUCACCUUCCAGGGAUUCUCCAGCUUCCAUGAACACCAAAUCACACUUUUUGCAGUGUUCCUCAUUUUGUACAUCAUAACUCUAGCCAGCAAUGUCAUCAUUGUGACCGUCAUCUGCUUUGACCGCCAUCUUCAUACCCCCAUGUACUUCUUCCUGAGCAUCUUGUCCACUUCUGAGACAUUGUACACAUUGGUUAUCAUCCCACGAAUGCUGUCAAGCCUCAUAGGAUGGAAUCAGUCAAUCUCAUUGGAAGGCUGCGCCACUCAAAUGUUCUUCUUUGUCACUUUGGCCAUCAACAACUGCUUCCUGCUCACAGUAAUGGGUUAUGAUCGUUAUGUGGCCAUUUGCAACCCCCUGAGAUAUAUGAUUGUCAUGAAUAAAAAGGUAUGUGCUUACUUAGUGUGUGGGGCAUUUGCCAUUGGUCUGACCAUGGCAUCUGUACAGGUGACAUCCAUAUUCAGUUUGCCUUUCUGUGAAGCAGAGGUGGCCCACUUCUACUGUGAUAUCCUCCCCAUGAUGAAACUUGCCUGUAUAGAUACAACAAUCAAUGAGAUCAUCAACUUUGUUGUCAGCUUAGGAGUGAUCCUGGUGCCUAUGGGCUUAGUUUUUAUCUCUUAUAUUCUCAUUAUCUCUGCCAUCCUCAAAAUAGCCUCAUCUGAGGGGCGGAAAAAGACCUUUGCCACUUGUGCCUCUCAUCUCACAGUGGUUAUUGUUCACUAUGGCUGUGCAUCUAUUGCCUAUCUCAAGCCCAAGUCAGAAAAUUCAAUGGAACAAGACAGACUACUCUCUAUUACUUACACACUCAUCACACCAUUGUUGAACCCUGUUGUGUACAGCCUGAGAAAUAAAGAAGUCAAAGAUGCUCUAAGGAGAGCCAUAGGCAAAAAGCUACCCUAA